AUGGCCACAAACAUCCUCCAAGCAAAAUGGAACCACCACUCCGAAGAAGACGAAGAUCACAAAGACAAUGAGCAACAAGAAGAAGAAGAAGAAGAUGAUGAAGCAUUGUCACUCUGCGAUCUUCCGAUCAACCUCGAGGACCCACCGGGAAACCAAGAACACUCUCGCCCCAACGAAACAUCGCAAGAAGAAUUCAAUUUCCGGUUAUGGCGUGCUCCCUUUAACAAAGAGCCCGAAAUGUGUGCAGCGGAUGAAGUCUUCUUCAAGGGCCAAAUCCUCCCGUUGCGCGUCUCGUUCAGCUCCGAGGCCGGGUUGUUAGCCACGGUGUCCCAAUCUCAACAACAUUACGGUAAGCAAUUCGUUAGGUCAGAAUCGUUGGAUCGCAAUUCUAGCGAUUAUCGUAGUAGUAGUAAUAGUAGUAGAAGUAGUAGUCUCAGAAGUCAAAACUCUUCCACUAGCACUAGCACUAGCUCCACAACCACAAACACAACAAUUCCCAAAAGUAAGCACAAAAUUCGAAACCAAUUUCACACGCACCCAAGUCCCAAACCGCAAUUAAGAGCAUCAGCUCCAACACACAACCAAGGUAGAAAAUCCACGUCAGCAUGGGGAAUUUUCCGUUUAGGUGUUGUCCCUGCUCCCGAGAUAGGGUUACAAGAUCUCAAGGUUCGAAACCGAAACUGCGUCGUCGUCAGUCGUAAUAGUAGUAAUAGUAACAGUAACAACAACAACAACAGUUCGAAAAGUGUCAAAACAAGUAACAGGAACAACAAGAAGGGCAGCAGCAAUUACAAUAAUGUUUUGAAACAGUUAGUGGGCAAAGGCGGUGGUCUAUUGAGUGGUUGUGAUUGUUCCUUUGAAACAGUGCAACCCAACAACAUUGUCAUGAUAAAAGGUGGUAAUGGUAAUAGUGGUGGUGGUACCGCUAAAAGCACGAACAUGACAGAAAGUACAACGCACGCCGCGAAAGAAAAAGUGGUCGAGUUUAAGAAGCACAAGCAGCAAAAGCAGGGAAAGAAGGUUACGUCACGUCGCCGAACGUUUGAAUGGAUAAAGGAGCUUCAUGCAAGCCAACCUGAUGAUGAAGAGGCUUUGUUAUCAAACGCAUCAUGA
Molecule: messenger RNA, 1113 nt
Organism: Glycine soja
Lineage: Eukaryota; Viridiplantae; Streptophyta; Magnoliopsida; Fabales; Fabaceae
Product: probable membrane-associated kinase regulator 1
Exons: 1
Coding region: 1-1113 (370 amino acids)
Source: RefSeq, a predicted model, not a curated record